Molecule: messenger RNA, 602 nt
Organism: Nicrophorus vespilloides
Lineage: Eukaryota; Metazoa; Arthropoda; Insecta; Coleoptera; Silphidae
Exons: 3
Coding region: 194-553 (119 amino acids)
Source: RefSeq, a predicted model, not a curated record
GUGAUUUGUAAUUAGUAACAGUUGGUAUACUGAAAGAAUUUUUUUUUUGUGGUUGGUAACGAAUUUGGAUGAAGAGGAAAUGAAAGUUGAAGCAAGAUUAAAUCGUCAGUCUUGGUUCGUUGCUGCAUAACCUCAAAUUAUUUGCUAUAUUUUGUGUACAUAAAUUUAGAUUGUAAAGAAACAGUUAAUAACGAUGGCUGUGGAAUAUUCAAAGGAUUGGGACAUUGAACAGUAUUAUGAUGAAACUGAGCCGGAUCAGCACUGGCAGCUCAGGAAGGAGUUUAUGACUGCAUACAAGGGACAAUUCUCAGAGGAAUACUUGGUCGCUCUGGCAAGAACGUUUACAAACAUAGAGAUGCUGGGCUGUGUUUAUCCGAAGGAGAUAAUGGUGAGAGUUGCAGAGCUUUCAAAAGAUAUUGCCGCUAAGUACAGGGAAUCCAAGAAAACCAAACUGCAAAGGACUUUCGUGAGCGCAAAGAACGCAGCGGAAAGCCGUUAUGGAGGAGGAAACAAAACUGAAUCGGAGACAGAGAAAAAGAAGCAAAAAUUAUAAAUUAACAAAAAACAAAACACACACACACACGUAGGAGAAGAGAUGAAGG